Oncorhynchus mykiss (rainbow trout) is the source of this 2777-nucleotide messenger RNA. RefSeq lists its product as uncharacterized. Gene Ontology annotation, molecular function: cuprous ion binding. Gene Ontology annotation, cellular component: neuronal cell body; cytoplasm; axon terminus. NCBI's taxonomy places the organism in Eukaryota, Metazoa, Chordata, Actinopteri, Salmoniformes, Salmonidae. Gene Ontology annotation, biological process: chemical synaptic transmission; synapse organization; synaptic vesicle endocytosis. The record is from RefSeq and is a predicted model, not a curated record.
AUCCAGCAGGUUGUGUCUUUCUGUCUCUCGUUCUCUCCAUCGCACGCACGCCUGCUCUCUCUUUAUUUCUCUCUUCCUCUCUCCUCUCUCUGCUCGGUAGCUCGCUCCUCUUCUCUCUCAGUCUGCAUCCUGUAGCCCUGCUGUGCAGUCCUCUCUCCUUCUUUCUCUCUCUACAUCGCUCUCUCUGCAGCGCUAUUGGAGAAGAAGUCACUGACACACACACACACACACAAUCUCUUCCUCACACACACACACACACACACACUUCGUCUCUCUCACACACUCUGUGCGACCAGCCCAGCCAGCAGGCCCGUUUCGGAGCAGGGGAGCCCAGUAGAGACCUAUCCCAGGAUGGAUGUACUGAUGAGAGGGUUCAGCAUGGCUAAGGAGGGGGUGGUGGCCGCAGCAGAGAAGACUAAGGCUGGGGUGGAGGGGGCAGCCGCCAAGACCAAGGAGGGGGUCAUGUAUGUAGGUUCAAAGACAAAGGAGGGAAUGGACGCAGGAGUAAACAAAGUUGCUAACCGCGACCAGGCAAACAUCGUCGGGGACCCCACUGCUGCCGGAGCUGACCUCUCGCAGGGUGGCAUGGAGAACACCGGACAGGCGGAGGAGCCUCAGCCUGUAUACGAGGCGGAAUAUGGAGGAAUGGAGCAGGGAGGAGAAGGAGAGGGCUCUCAGGGCGGCUACUAGUCAUUCCAGGGAUCUCUUCUCCCCAGCCUUCCGUUUGGUCGCUCGCUACCCUCACCCUGCUGUUCCAGACUUCCAGAUGUUCUACUUCUUUUUUUGUGACUUUAUGGAACCAAAACCGAUACAGACUCUUCCAGAUACCCCCUUUGCCCUCCCUGAUACCCUCUGUUGCUCCUAGCAGCCCCCUUCUGUUCCCCCUCUCCUGUAUAGCUCCCUGCCUUUGUGUCGUUGUCGUCAUGUUGUUCGCCCUAGUGUUAUGUUCUCCCUAUCGCCACCCAGUACUCUAUCAAGAGGCCUGCGCACACACACACACACACACACACACACACACACACACACACACACACACACACACACACACACACACACACACACACACACACACACACAGCAACAAUACACACACACACACACGUACACACACACACACACGUACACACACACACACACACACACACACACACACACACACACACGAGAGCUGUGAUGAUUAUUCAGGACUACAGAACCACAGAGAGAUGUAUCGUAGUUUGGAUGCUUGUGUGUGUGUCUCUGUUAGACGUGUCAGGUAGUAGGCCAGUUCAGGGCUGUUCUGUCCAUGAGAUGCUGCUGUAGGGACAUGUGCAAUGAAUUAGAGAGUGUGUGUGUGUGUUGAAGUGUGUUUGAUCACACAUGUAACAGGGUCAUAUUAAAACCAAUUAACUAGCCGGCUUAUAUUGUUGCACUUGUUAAGUCAAGGGGUCUUAGGCAUAGUUUACUGGUCUGUAACCUGAUUUGAUGUGUGCAUCGAUAUGAGAAGGAAGCGUAUGUGACCAGGUGUUGAAUGUACGUGCGCCCAGGAGACAGCCACCUUACCUUAAGUCCAGGGCCAGCUCCUUCUUGACCUCUUGACCAUCCAGUCCAAGUGGAUUAUUACUUGUUCAGAUGGUGAAACAUAAAUGUGUACAAAAACGAAACAAGAAAAAGGCAUCCUCAAAUAAAGAAGUUAACUAACACAAAGAAACAAACAAAAGGCCGUCAGAGAGGCUUCCGGCCUCCUCUCUUUCUCCCAGACAGCCAAUCACCCCAACUGGCUGCACCUGAUGUUCUUUUCAAGGCUUAGCUCAGCACCUAGACCUGCCAGCUGCCACCUGGGGGUGUAGUGUGGGUGUAUCCUAGAUAGUGUGUUAACUGUGUGUUAACACCACACUACCCGGCAUAUCAAAACAAUAUGUCUUGAGACAGAAAGCAAUACACAUGUACUGUUAGUGUGUGUGAGAGGAAGAACGCCCCUGCCACCACUGGGAAUCACAUAACAGCAGAAGAUAUACAUAAUACACUACAGUGGUUUUGGUCUAGCCUGGGUUUAGUCUGGCUCUAGAUAUGGCCUGGGUCGACUGGCAGAGUUGGAAGGGAGAAAAGCAGAAAGUGAUUCAGAAUGAUGAUUACUUGUGAAAAUAUGUUGUUGCCAUAGUAAUACCAAGCAAUAGUCAGACAGAUAGGUAGAAUAGACGAGCAUCACUCAUAGGGAAUGCUGGGAAAUGUAUAUUCCAAAUCGAUUUUUGAUUCCCACAAAAAAUAGCAAAUUUUCUACUGUCAUUGGUCAACUGCUCCUGUUGUCAACCAUCUCAGCCACUCAGAGGCUUCCUCUGCCCGGUCACUCAGUGUGUCCCGCCCUUCCCUGUGUCAGCAAGUAACGUUAGAGACUAAAACAGGUCUGCCAGGUGCAGGUACAAAGUGUGUGUCUGUCUCUGUGUGUGUGUGUCUGUUACAUAUACAGCAGGUCGGUCCAGCAUCAGUGUCUGUAUUAUAGAGCAGGUAUGUGUGUAUUAUUACUUUGAGGUCAAUGGAAACUGAUUACUGCAUGUUGCCUUAUCCAGCACUCUUAUAUUCACACAUCACACACACACACACACACACACACACACACACACACACACACACACACACGUACCCGCACAAACUCACAAUCCAUACACACAGUACACUCAUCAAACACACAGAAAUAAUACACAAACACACUCACACCUUGUUUAAGUUGGCAUCGAAGCAGACUUGCUGAUUUUAUAAACAGUACCAGUGAAUUAAAGACAGUUUUGUUGAAAUCCAAA